AUGAAGACUUUCUCAUCCCUCGCGGCAGCAUUACUCGUCGCCAACUGUCUGGCGACCGACCUUCUCACCCCUGAAAAGAUCGAGGCUGGCAUCAAAACCGAGGAACUCGAGCACAACCUCCGGAACCUCAACGAAAUCGGCAAGGCCAACGGCGGGAACCGCGCCUUCGGCCUCCCCGGGUAUAAGGCUUCAUCUGAUUACGUGGUCGAGCGGGCACAAAACCGGUUUGCGCCCGAGUACGACUCGUGGGUGCAGUACUUCAACCACACGUUUGAGCAAACCCGUGAAAUCACCCUCACCGGUCCCGACGGUGAGGAUGUCGAUGUGUUUACGUUGUUGUAUAACAAUGCUACGCCGUUGCCCGGCGGGACAACGGGGGUGCUGGUUGAUACGCCGGUUGAUGAUGAGAGGGGUUCCCUUUGCUUUGAAGACCAAUGGGAAGGCGUCGACCCCUCAGGCAAGAUUCUGCUCAUCAAGCGCGGCGUUUGUGCCAUCGCUGAUAAGCUGCGCAUCGCCAAAGCCCGCGGUGCUCUCGCGGUGGUCCUGUACAACCAGACUCCAGGAAUGCCCUCGUCUGCCACUCUGAGCGCCAUCAACAUCGGCCAAAUCGCCCCCGUGGGCUUGGUAACCCUCGAUGUAGGCGAAGCCUGGAAAGCCCGUCUCGAGGCCGGCGAAGAACUGACCGUGACCCUCCUCGUGGACUCCUUGUUCGAAGAGCGCGAAAGCUGGAAUAUCUUCGCCGAAACCAAGGAAGGCGACCCCAACAACGUCGUCAUGCUUGGUGCCCAUCUCGAUUCCGUGCAAGCUGGGCCAGGAAUCAAUGAUGAUGGUUCUGGCACAUCAGCAUUGCUGGAAAUCAUGACAUCCCUGCGCACGUACCACGGCUUCCCUAACAAAGUCCGCUUCGCAUGGUGGGGAGCCGAAGAAAGCGGGCUAAUCGGCUCUCUGUACUACACUUCCCAUCUGAGUGAGGAGGAAGCAGACAAGAUCCGCUUUUACUUCAACUACGACAUGAUCGGCUCGCCCUAUCCGGUCUACGCCGUUUACAAGGGCGAUAACCGGGGCGACGCCGCCGGUGCGGCGCCACUGCUCGACUAUCUCACUGCGGCCGGGUACCCAGCCUACUACGGCAGCUUCGGCACGGGAUCCGAUUAUGUCGGCUUUCUCAACUUGGGAAUCCCCAGUUCAGGACUGUUCACUGGAGCAGGUGGGCCGACGGAUCCGUGCUACCACUUGGGUUGUGAUACGAUUGAUAAUAUCUCGUGGGAGGCCUUGACGGUGAAUGCUAAGGCGGCCGGUGUAGUGGCGGCGCAGAUGGCACUUUCGCUUGAAGCGGUGCCGCCCAGGAGCAAGACGUCGGUAAACCCUAGGAACAAGCAUCGGAUUAGGGCAGAGUUUGAGAAGUGGCAGGUUGCUGUCGAGGAGGCGGAGACGGGGCACACGUGUGCACACAAGUCGAAGAAUACUGUUUAGGUAGAAUUUUGCUGGUGGUGGG
Molecule: messenger RNA, 1495 nt
Organism: Pseudomassariella vexata
Lineage: Eukaryota; Fungi; Ascomycota; Sordariomycetes; Amphisphaeriales; Pseudomassariaceae
Exons: 3
Coding region: 1-1473 (490 amino acids)
Biological process (GO): proteolysis
Molecular function (GO): metalloexopeptidase activity
Source: RefSeq, a predicted model, not a curated record